Filobasidium floriforme is the source of this 1579-nucleotide messenger RNA. RefSeq lists its product as uncharacterized. The transcript has 8 exons. The record is from RefSeq and is a predicted model, not a curated record. Gene Ontology annotation, molecular function: calcium ion binding. The coding region runs from base 344 to 1579 and encodes 411 amino acids. NCBI's taxonomy places the organism in Eukaryota, Fungi, Basidiomycota, Tremellomycetes, Filobasidiales, Filobasidiaceae.
UCGAGCGAGGGAACAAGAGAGCAACCAACAUCUCCAUUCCAACCUUUGCACGUCUCGAUGGAUUGGCAAAAGUCGGAACCCAAGAUAAUUGACGCUCGACUCGGAUUCUCCCUUUGCGAUCGCCAGCCACGCAUUGAAUGACAAGAGCACGCCGACAGCCCCUACGCUCAAGAUUCCUACGAGACGAGCUCCUCCAGGUGUUCCUUCGCCUUCGUUGCAUUCCCCUGGGCCGGGAAGUGGGCAUUCGCAAGGACAGGCGCAGGUUCAGGGGGAUUGGAGGCAGCCUCACGGGCCCGGGCCUCAUCCGCAACAACAACAGCAACAGCAGGGUCAUCCAGGACCGAUGCAGAGUCCAGGAGGGAGUGGAGGUUAUGGGUUGAGAGAGGGUGCGAGGGAUGCUUAUAUGGGAGCAGGAGCGUAUGAUUCGAGGACGGGGAGGUAUGGACCUAGUGCUACGCCGGCGUUUCCACCUCAACAUCAACAACAAUAUCAACAACAACCGCAACAACAACAAGGAGCUGGCGGACCUCAGGGAGGGUAUGGGUCGCCUCAGACUCAGUCGAGGCAGCCGGGAGGCUAUGGACAACCUUACCCACAGCCGCCGUAUCAGCAACCACCGCAACAGCAACAACAGCGACCCGUUACAGCUCAACCACCGCCUCCACAAGCACCUACAGGUCCUUACCCUCUCGUCGAACGUCCUUCCCGCUCUCCUCAACCUGGUCAACAACCCCAACACCAUCAACAAGCAUACCCCUACGCUUCAUCCCCGGCCGCAACAAGCCCUCCACAGUAUCCAAAUCCGACCUCAUCACCCUACGCCCCCCAUCACACUCAUACUCCCUCUCCAGCUCAACUAGCAAAUGCCUCGGCGGCUUCCCCGGGAUAUUACCAGACGACGAGUCCGGGUGCGAGCGGGCCGAUCCCUACGGUGGUGAAUCCGAAUCAGUUGCAGACUCGCCCGCCGGCCCAAGCACAAGGACAGGGUCAGGGGGGACAGGCGCCGAGAAGACAGGAUUCGAAGGAUAGUGCCGGUGGGCAAGAGUUGUGGGAGAUGUUCUCGUCGAUGGAUCUAAGGCGGACAGGGCAGUUGGGGAAUAAAGAGGUCAUGGAGCUCUUGUCCAGGGAUUCUCGGUGGAGGAUCACGCCCAGGGAAGAUUGCGUCAAGAUGCUUAUGAGUAUCUUCGAUAGCGACCGAAGUGGCUUCAUUAGCUUUAGCGAAUUUGAAGGUCUAUGGGCAUAUAUCAAGGAUUGGCACAAGAUCUUCUUGCGGUUCGAUCGUGAUAAUUCUGGAACGAUCGAUCGGAGCGAAUUGGACCAAGCUUUACAAAGCUUUGGGUAUCCUUUACCGAGGGAUCUCGUGAGGAAGCUCGAAAAGCGGUUCGGUAAGUCUUCACCACAUAGCGGAGGCUCGGUACCGCGUGGAAUCACUUUUGACAGGUUCUUGAUGGCCUGUGUUACUGUCAAGCAUUUUACGGAGGCUUUCCGCCGGAGGGAUGCGAGAAACGAGGGAAAACUGACGAUCGACUAUAAUACAUUUGUGAGCCCAGCUGACGCUCCAACCAAGGCUGCAUCGUGA